CCGCGAUCUUAGUGUUUGCUUGAAAAUGUUGGCGGUCGCACAGUAGCGGCGGUGUCUCCGGUGGCGUUUUUUUUCUUUUUGCUUCGCGUACUUUUCCCCCUUUAUUUUCCCUCUUUCCGUUGAGUUUUGCCUCCUUCGCGCACACAGUAUUAGUUGCAAACUGCAAUUCAAUCGAAUCUGAAUCCGACUUAAAUUGAUAAAUCAAACGAUAAACCGCGGAUGCUUCGGAAAUAUACGCGCGCGACCGUGAAUUUUCUUUUCGUUUUCGAGUUUUUUUUUCUUUGUUCGUCACUUGAUUUGAUGGUCUUGAACCAUUUUUAAAAUAUUUUUCUACGACGACGACGACACCGACGGUGGAUAUCGACGACAGUUUCGACUGAACAAAAAAAGUAGGCUAUUUCGUCGUUCAAGAAUGACAGGAAAAAAAACUUGUAAUUACCGUGAAACCAGCUACCAGUAGAAGACAUACAUGAAUUUAAAGUGAAUAUAAAUAGACAAUCAUGUCCACCCAAGAUCUACGAGGUCGCAAGUCGACCUUGCUUCAACGCUACCAGCGCAAUGCCGAAUCACAGGACCCGCUAAACCAACCGAUGAGCACCGGACCAAUGUCGAAAUCCACCAGCCAACGAAGUUUGCAAAAUUCUACCCUACUGCAACGACGCUACUCGAAAACGACCUCCCAGGACUUGCCACUCGGUGAACCAACUCCAUCAACAAAUCUCCAGCAGCAGCAGCAACAACCCUCCAAGACCAGCAGUCAGCGCAGUUUGGACCAAUCUAAGCUACUGCAGCGCUAUUACAAGCAAAACUCACAGGACUCACAGGAUGGUUCAAGUCAACCGACGGCGCCGCAGCAACAGCAACAGCAGCAGCAGUACAGCAGCCAGAAGAACUUGGAGAAUUCCAAGCUUUUGCAAAAGUACGGUCCACAGGCGAACCACUCGCAGGAGUUUACCGGUCUGGGGGCCAGGGAGCACUCCCGUUGCGAGGUUCCAACGCAGCGGCAGUCUGGACCAGGAUCGGACGGUUAGGUCGUCGCUGCUGUCAAAGUACACGCCAAGAUUUGGCAAGUCACUCGAUAGGAACAAGCCGCCAGUCGGAGGUGCGGGAAGCUACAGCAACUACAGCAGUCAGCAAAGUCUCGAUCAGAA
Molecule: messenger RNA, 1151 nt
Organism: Culex quinquefasciatus (southern house mosquito)
Lineage: Eukaryota; Metazoa; Arthropoda; Insecta; Diptera; Culicidae
Product: serum response factor homolog A-like
Exons: 3
Coding region: 501-1031 (176 amino acids)
Source: RefSeq, a predicted model, not a curated record